GUCGACUGAAUCGUUUAUUUUCCUGUUUCUUAGUUUUCGAAAAGACCAAAAAUUAGUGUGCGAACGAGCCACCAGUUUUUCAUAUCAGACGAAGAAUAUUCGACGCUUCGAUUAUUCGUGCCUCGCGACAGGUAAAGCGAGCACAUUCUACCGAGCCCACAGUACCGAAGAACGUGCAUUUUUACGUAUUGGAGCAUCGUUAUAAGAGUCGCUUGAAUCAUCGACAGUCGAAUUACUCUCUCAACGGAGGACGGUGCAACGACAGAAUGUCGAACUUCCCAAAUGUUAUUUGUGCUACAAUUUGUCUCGCUAUGAUGAUUGCUGAAUGUUCGGCGAAUAGAACGUCGGCCGAAGACCAUGUCGACGGUGUAAAAACGAACAUUAUCAACCGAGCGAAUACCCUUCGAGCAUUAAUGUCACAAGCAGAAACAGUAUUGGAAGACGAUGAAAAUUCUAAUCUCGUUGAAAAUUGCAGCCGAAGAAUGGUGGAAGAAUUAAACUCGUUCGACAGCCGCGUCGACGCUAUCGUCACCAGAGAGAAUUCCACGAGCAACGCAAACCAGUGCAGAACGUAUAUGGAUCUUUUUAUAAAGAACGAAAAUAAAAAACUUGACAAUUUGCCAUACGAAAUCGAGGAAGAGCUGAUGACGGUGACUGACUCGUACGAAGAAAUGAAGGAAUCUGCCGAUGAAGCAUUAUCAAACAUUGAAAAUCUGGAAAUUCAGGCACAUGAGUGUGAAGAAAACUGCUCCGGCAUCAUAAAAUCUGCAGAUGACGUCUGGUCCAAUCUCGACAGACUGACCAGGCCCCUCACCGGCGAAGAUCUGUCCAGCGAAGUGAAAUUACUUCUGGAUGAAGAAUACGCUUAUUUCAAGAACAGGAUAAGGAAUGCCGACUCUGACAUCCGAACUUGCCUGCAUAAUGGUUCUAUUUAUUACGCUGAACUCCUCCUCCCGGAGUCGGAUUUGGUCGAUUCUAUUUUUUGUGACUUCAUUAAGCCGUUACCCGAGACCACCGAGACGGCAGCUACUUAAAGUCAUUCAGAAAUUUGUCUCAAAGCAAAAACGAAAACGAUAUUUCGGUUAAAUAUUUUUAUCUGUUGGGAGUUAUGAAGGAAAAUUUUACGUUCAGUGAACCACAUUUCGAAUACCGAUGCAAAGUAUUUUCACAGUGGAACGAAACUUUGGUGAAAAAAUGGAAAAUUUUGUUGCGUCAACGAAAAAUUUUACUUUUCAAAUAUUCCCACAUUCCCAAAGGUCGAAAAACAAAACCCGAAUAUUUUCGCUAUUCGUCGAGUAACGAAGGUCUGAACUGGGACGACCAAACUAAAAAUAAAUGAACGAAAUACACGCGAUUGCAAAAUAUCGUCCAAAACGUU
Molecule: messenger RNA, 1378 nt
Organism: Venturia canescens
Lineage: Eukaryota; Metazoa; Arthropoda; Insecta; Hymenoptera; Ichneumonidae
Exons: 5
Coding region: 267-1034 (255 amino acids)
Source: RefSeq, a predicted model, not a curated record